CGGUGGUGCCUUCACCUUCGACGAGGACUUCUAAACUUAUCGCCUCGUCGAUAACUAUACCCUUGAAUUUGCUUCCGUUCUUGUAUGUUCUCGGCUUAUUCCUAUACCACCACUCCGGCCAUGCACUUUUUCUUUUAUUAUGUCGAUGGAAACGCUUUGAUGGUUAGCACGGUAUAUGGCGUUUAUAUUGGGAUGGUUUUAUGGUAUUCUCCGGUUGCAUUCUUCUACGGCUGGUUCUCUGGGCUACACAGAGGGCAGCAGGGAAGUGGUCGGAUGGGUUGAUGUAUUUAUGGUUGAAUCAUAUGCGCUAUUCUUGUCAAGUACAUGUUGUCCGUGGCCGUAGACAUUUGCGCCUCUGCAUAGUGACGCAUGAGCUUGAACUGUCUAACCCGACAAGUCGAAUCCGCUUCUCGUUAAGAGGAAUCCCAUCUUCCCUUUGCCCCACACUCAGACCAACACGUAUGCAGAAGUUACUUGUCUGUAUGACGAGAUUAAUAGUAUACUUGAUAUCCGCCUUGUCAGCAGACAAGGUAAGACGGGAGCAGAAUGACUGGUGGAACUCUCUUGAGCGUUGAGCUUUGGAGUUUGCUGGAUAAUACGGCCUAGGUCUGAGGACUAGUGGGAAUGCAUACGACUUAUUUUCCACGUGCUGGACGGUGGGAUGAUUGUGUUGUGAUCAUUUCGAUCAAUUGAU
Molecule: messenger RNA, 694 nt
Organism: Paecilomyces variotii
Lineage: Eukaryota; Fungi; Ascomycota; Eurotiomycetes; Eurotiales; Thermoascaceae
Exons: 2
Coding region: 201-575 (124 amino acids)
Source: RefSeq, a predicted model, not a curated record